Mya arenaria is the source of this 3329-nucleotide messenger RNA. RefSeq lists its product as uncharacterized. The transcript has 2 exons. The coding region runs from base 1534 to 2976 and encodes 480 amino acids. Gene Ontology annotation, molecular function: protein N-acetylglucosaminyltransferase activity. Gene Ontology annotation, cellular component: endoplasmic reticulum lumen. The record is from RefSeq and is a predicted model, not a curated record. NCBI's taxonomy places the organism in Eukaryota, Metazoa, Mollusca, Bivalvia, Myida, Myidae.
UUUACUUGCCUAAAACUUUAACCUAAGUCAAUCAGGGGCCAUAACUUGUAUUAAGGAUAUGAAGUUAUGUAACCUCAUUGGGUGAUGGUCCUGAACAAUUGGAUGAAGUAUUAAGUCAAUUGAAUGAAGGGUAUAGAAGUUAUUAAACAAUAUCCCAACCUGCCCUAAAACUUAACCUAAGUUUCAUAGUCAAUCAGGGGCCAUAAUUUGUAUAAAAGACAAUAUGGAGUUGUCUUACCUCAUUAUGUGAUGGCUCUGAACCUCUGUGUGAAGUAUUAAGUCAAUUGAAUGAAUGGUAUUGGAAAUUUAAGUGAAAAUCCCAACUUGCCCUAAAACUUUAACCUGCCCUAAAACUUUAACCUAAGUCAAUCAGGAGCCAUAACUUGUAUUUAGGAUAAUAUGGAGUUAUGUAACCUCAUUGUGUGAUGGUCCUGAACAACUGUGUGAAGUAUUAAGUCAAUUGAACAAAGGAUAUAGAAGUUAUUGAUAAAUAUUCCAACUUGCCCUAAAACUUUAACCUAAGUUCCAUAGUCAAUUAGGGGCCAUAAUCUGUGUAAAGAAUAAUAUGGAGUUAUCUAACCUCAUCAUGUGAUGGCCCUGAACAACUGCCUGAAGUAUUAAGUCAAUUGAAUGUAGGGUAUUGGACUUAUAAGUGAAAAUCCCAACUUGUCCGGUGCAUAUCAGAUAAGGCUUGAAACUAUAAGUUCUUUAUUUCGACAAACAUAUCUAAAAGAAAAUUAUAUAUUAUAGGUAAUUAUGGAAUAUUGGCAAUAAACAGUUCAAGGUCGGGCGGAAAAAAAUGGGGUUGGUCAAGGAUUAGUGUGAAAGAAAUAAAAUAAAAAAUAUGCCUAAGUGGGUCGGACAACAGCUGCAAACAAACUGUUUUUAAAGACUGGCCUUAUAUAUUUACUUUUUGUGAGGAUUCAUGACCAUCUAUUUGAAGAGAUUUGGAUUAUUAUACAGACCAUCUUAUCAGUGUAAGAUAUUAUAUAUCUAAACUUUAACUAGAAUUCCACACAUUUAAUAAUUCACCUACUGGGAGUUUGGAAAAUAAUUAGCAAUUAUGAAGUGAAAUUGGUCAAAUUUUGACAAUUCAUGGACAUAUCUCCUAUAAUUUCAUGUGGCUGUUAGUGAGAUGAACUUGCAAUUGGUCGGGACAUUACACCAAAAAGGAGAUGAACUUGCAAUUGGUCGGAACAUUACACCAAAAAACGUUUGUACCAAGUUUGGUUACGAUUGGAUGAUUAAUGGUUAAAGUUAAAGUAAAAAAUGAUCAAUGACUCAGAUAAUGUGAAACUCCGAUAUGAUAUCUGCAAAUAACACGGUCUGUGUACCCACUUUGAUAACAGAGCAAACAUAAAAAAUUUUUUUAUUAAAAAUCACAUUUGAGUAAAUUCUACAUAUUGGAUCUAUUUGGGAUCUUCUAUUCAUUAGAAAAUACUUUAGGAUUUCCUAAAAACCAAGCUAUAAAACUUGUCACAUGAAAGAGAAACCAACAGGUUCCUGUCAUUUGCUACUCUUUAUAGAAGGAAAAUGAAAUAUUUUAAUAAAAUUUCUUCAAGAUUCAUCUUACUACAGUGUGUGAUUUUCAUCUUAUUUUGCUACUGGAUUUUCAUAUCUGACGGUGGGAUUAUCUUUAAAAAUUCAUCAUCACAUGGAAUUAAGGCAGAAUAUUUCGAAACAGUUGACAAAAAACACAGUGCCAAUGGAAAAAUUCUAUUGUCAAGAUUAAGUGAAAGUAAUUUUCAAGCGGCAAAAAAACAUUUUAGAUAUUUUACGGAGGAUUUUAAAAUUGAAAAUGAACGUGUAAAAGGUUGGAUGAAAGAUGAAGUACAGUUAUGUGGAGGACGGAUUAAGAUUUAUGCUUCGGAGUAUGGAAUCGCAAGAGGUAUCACAAUGUUCCCGGGGAAUCGUCCUAAAGUCAAUCAACAGCCAAAAGGAGGGGAGGAGGUAAGAAAAGUUCUUGGGCAAGCAGAAGAAUUGGAGACAUAUCAGUUUGGGUCAAACUUUUGGGUUUGCAACUUCAACAAAACUGAGAAUUUCGGAAACACGGGAGAUUUUUAUUGGAACAAUAAAAUUACAAUAAAAAGGCAACAAAAUCCAUUAAAUGUUUCAAAAAAAACUGAAAAGAAUUAUGUUGUUGGUGUGAGAAGGCAGGAUUAUGCCAAUCUGCAUAACUGGGUACGGAACAUUUACAAUAUAUUUCUAAUCAUGGUUCAUUUCAGGCUACAACCAUCUGAAGUUUCAAUCCUUUUUCUAGAUGGGCAUCCUUACACUCCACUUGACAAUGCAUGGGCAAAAAUAUUCAGUGAACCAGUCAGGGUAGGCCAUCUUAGUGAACCAGUCUAUUACGAAAACUUCAUCUGGGGGUUCCAGGAGAAUAAAGGUCUAAUAACUGAGUUUGAGGCGGGAAAUGUGCCAUAUUUGGAGGAAUUCCGUUCAUUUGUACUAUCAAGAUUUGAUAUUCCACAACAAGAUCAUUUAGAUUGCUCAAACUUGCAAUUAACUUUAAUACUUCGAAGAAAUGCGAUCUACCAUCCAAGAAACGCUGAAGGAAAAGUUACACGAAAGAUUUUCAAUGAGGCCGAAAUCGUCGAAACACUCCAAAAGACAUUUCCAACAGCUAAUGUUCAGGUCGUAUUAAUGGAAGCACUCCCAAUGAAAUCGCAAAUUGAAAUAAGCAGCAAGACAGAUAUAUGGAUCGGUAUGCAUGGGGCUGGCAUGAGUCAUGUGACAUUCUUACCAAAACAUGCCGCAGUUUUAGAACUGUUUCAAAAAGAUUUCAAGGUGGAAAGGCCAUGGUUUAUUUGCUUCCACUCUAUAACAAAAUGGCGGGACAUGAAAUAUGAUACAUGGGAAAACAUGGACACAGAAUUUGAAAUGCCGAGUGACUUCACAGUUGUGCCCCCUGAUGUUAUUGCAAAUAAGACAACGAAUCUAGCCAAUCAAAUUUGUGACAACAAUCUGAUGAAUUAGAUUACCCCAGUAUUAUUUUAGGUUGUUUAGGUAUUUUAUUGCCUUUUUUUUUUUUUAGUUUAUAUUAUAUCUUAUGCACAUUAUAUUUUCUUGAAUUUUACCAUUAUUUUUAUUAUUUUGAAAUGUUAUGGUUUUCUUGCAUUUUUCAUUUCUUUAAUUAAAUUCAAAUAUUAUCUCCAAGUGACUGUAUUUCUUGAUUGAUACCAUCAAUUUAAGGUACAUUUUGCAACAAAUGUAUAAUGCAGAAUAUUUACUGACUGAUACUAUGUCAAGUUCUCAAUUUGUAUUCAUGACUUCUCUUUUUGCAUCUUUAUAUUAUUUAAAAGUUUUAUGAUAUAUGUCAAAUAAAAUUA